CCCUGAGCUGCAGGACCAGGAGAGAUCUGCUGUGAGUCUUAGCUGAUAAGGAAUCCCAGCUCUCUGAUACCUUCAGUUCCAUCAUGGAUUUCACUCUGACCAAUUUUGGUAUCAGUUUCCCUCCCUGGUCCCUGUGGCCUCUCCCCGCCAUGGCGCCCCUGGCUCAGACCCUGGCACUGCUGGCGAUGGCCAUGGUCACCACAGCCGUCAAAAUGAUCCCCCUGGACAUGGCCCAAGACUCCUUCGAUGACCAGUACCAGGGCUGCGGCCCUGCCAUGACAGCAGUAUUACCGGCCCUCAACUGUUGCGAGUUCCAGCAGAACCCUCUCUUUGCCCAGGCCUGGCCUAUGGCCACAGUCGAGUGGCAGAGUCGGGGGUCCCCUCUGUCCCCUCUGUCGUCCCCAGCCCAGGCCAUCGCCCUCAUGGCCUACACGAUGGAUGAGCUGUACAGAGAGUUCAACGCGGCUGUGCGCACGGCUGGGCGCUCCCGCCAGGAAUACUGGGACAACUUCCACUUCAAAAUGCUGCAUUUCCUGCUGACCCAGGCCCUGGUGACACUGAGGGACGCUCAGGGACGGCAGUGUCACAACGUUUCCCGGGGGGUGGAGGGAGUCCGGUUCAAGGCAGAGCAAGGUGACAUUGUCCGGUUUGGUCAAUUUGCGUCGGCUUCACAGAGUGCAAAAACUGCUAAGGGAUUCGGGAUAGACACGGUGUUCCAGGUGCACACGUGCCAUGGUGUGGAAAUCCGGGAAUUCUCCAAGUAUCCCGGCGAGAAGGAGGUGCUGAUCCCACCCUUUGAGACCUUCAAGGUCAUCAAAGUCAGCCAGGAAGGGGACAGCGUGAGGAUCCAGCUCUGCUCCACCGGGACCUUCAGCAAAUACAACUGCGAGUGGCUGGGAGGUGACAGCACAGGUGGGAGCGUCCCCAGGGCUUCCUUCCACCUCGGAGGACUCCUCUUGACUACCACAGCCUUGGCAGUGGUCACCGGGAUCCUCUGAGCCACAAGGCCACCAAGAUCAGCGAGGUCACUGUGGUCCCUGUGGCAACCAUGGCCACCAAGAUCACCAAGACUCCCUGAGCCACAAGGCUGCCACAGCCACUGUGACCAGUGUGGCCACCAAGGCCAUUGUGCAAAGCAAUUCUAUUAAUCUAUUCUACCAUAACAAUUCCAUUAAAUAAAUCUGACAAAACUAGCAAAAAGUGACAAUUCCUAA
Passer domesticus (house sparrow) is the source of this 1214-nucleotide messenger RNA. RefSeq names its product erythroblast NAD(P)(+)--arginine ADP-ribosyltransferase-like. The coding region runs from base 84 to 998 and encodes 304 amino acids. Gene Ontology annotation, molecular function: NAD+-protein-arginine ADP-ribosyltransferase activity; NAD+ poly-ADP-ribosyltransferase activity. NCBI's taxonomy places the organism in Eukaryota, Metazoa, Chordata, Aves, Passeriformes, Passeridae. The transcript is spliced from 3 exons. The record is from RefSeq and is a predicted model, not a curated record.